GACCUGUGCUUGCCAAAGACGACAAUGGCAAAGCGUAUAUGCUCAGUCCUAGUGUCUUUUCUAUUACUUGUUUGUGUGUGGGCAGAAAGCAGUAAGGUUGCCAGAGUAAACCUUGCGUCAUUCAAAUGGAAAGAUGCAGAGGAUAACAAGAACUGCUCUGCGCUUGAAUCGGAAACAUCAAGCUUGAGUGUGAUGCACAUUCACGGCAAGUGUUCUCCAUUCCGCCUCCCCAAUUCAUCAUGGUGGACAGCGAUAUCUGAGUCAAUCAAAGGCGACACCCAGCGCUACAGAGCAAUGGUGAAAGGGGGAUGGAGCGCCGGCAAGAGUAUGGUUAAUCCCCAAGAGGACGCGGACCUCCCUUUGGCGUCGGGGCAGGCCAUCAACACGGGAAACUACAUUAUCAAGCUGGGUUUCGGCAUGCCUGCGCAGACCUUCUACACUGUCCUCGAUACCGGCAGCUACAUCACCUGGAUUCCCUGCAACCCCUGCUCAAGUUGCUCAAGUGGGCUCCAAUUGUUCGAGCCAGGCAAGUCGUCAACGUAUAAGUAUCUCACCUGCGCUUCUCAGCAGUGUCAAAGUCCGGACUUCUGUUCGAACAACGGUAAUAAUGUUAACUGUAGCCUUCCUCUGCGCUACGGCGACCAAUCAGAGGUGGACGAGAUAUUGUCCUCUGAGACGCUGUCUGUGGGCUCUCAGACGGUUCAGGAUUUUGUCUUCGGAUGUGCGAAUGCGGUGAGCGGAGUCAUCCAGAGCUUGUCCAUUCCCGGUUUGGUUGGGUUUGGGAAGGAACCUCUCUCCUUCAUUUCUCAGACGGCCACGUUAUAUGACAGUACGUUCUCUUAUUGCCUUCCCUCACUCUUCUCCUCUGCUUUCACGGGGUCUCUCCUGCUGGGGAAAGGGGCUCUUUCUGCUUCGGGCUUGAAGUUCACGCCCCUCUUGUCCAACGCUAGGUACCCUUACUUUUAUUAUGUGGGGUUAAACGGAAUCUCUGUGGGAGAUGAGCUUGUUUCCAUCCCAGCAGGAACCUUGACAUUGGAUCAGUCGACGGGAAGAGGAACAAUCAUUGAUUCGGGAACAGUUAUCACUCGACUAGUGGAGCCCGCUUACAAUGCGAUGCGAGAUUCUUUCCGCCGUCAGCUUUCUAGUCUGAGUUUGGCUAGUCCCACAGAGAGUUUUGAUACGUGCUACAACAAACCGUCAGGCGAGGUGGAGUUUCCUGUCAUCACGUUGCACUUUGACGAUGGUCUGGACUUGGCUCUGCCGGUGGAAAACACGUUAUGGCCUGGGAAUGAGGACGGCUCCGUGCUAUGCCUUGCUUUCGCCCUCCCUCCGGACGGGGAAGACGCUGUACUUUCCACAUUUGGGAACUAUCAGCAGCAGAAGUUUCGAAUUGUGCACGAUGUCGCAGGGUCUAGACUUGGAAUCGCUAGUGAAAACUGCGGUGCUUAGUAGUUUGUUUGCUGAGUUGUGUUUAUUCACGGUAUUAUCGCCUGUAAUAUCCACUCUGCUCUACUAUAAUACUGUAAUAAUGUAGUACAAGUACGGUGUUAUUUCAACCUUAACUACCGCAUAUAUCUUAAUUUUAAUUUAUAUAUAAAAUAUCUUUACAGAUAUUUUUCGUGA
This is a messenger RNA of Cryptomeria japonica (Japanese cedar), 1623 nucleotides long. RefSeq names its product aspartyl protease AED3. The transcript has a single exon. Lineage: Eukaryota; Viridiplantae; Streptophyta; Pinopsida; Cupressales; Cupressaceae. The coding region runs from base 25 to 1449 and encodes 474 amino acids. Gene Ontology annotation, molecular function: aspartic-type endopeptidase activity. The record is from RefSeq and is a predicted model, not a curated record. Gene Ontology annotation, biological process: proteolysis.